Chrysemys picta bellii (western painted turtle) is the source of this 9581-nucleotide messenger RNA. RefSeq names its product CCM2 scaffold protein (gene CCM2). NCBI's taxonomy places the organism in Eukaryota, Metazoa, Chordata, Testudines, Emydidae. The record is from RefSeq and is a predicted model, not a curated record. Gene Ontology annotation, biological process: heart development; vasculogenesis.
GCCCCGCGCUGAGCACGCCGGGAAGCCGACGCCCAAGAUGGCGGCAGGAUUGAAAAGUUGUUGCCGCUGGGGCUGCUGAGUCCGCGGCGGGGGCCGGCGGGAGGGAGCGCGGCUGGCGGCGCGGCCAUGGCAGCCCGCUGAGGGGGCGCUCGGCCGGCCGCCGACGGGGCGCGGCUGCGGGGAUGCCCCCGGGGAGCCGGGGCCGCAGGAGGCAGCAGGAGCCCGGGGCAGCCGCCGCCCCUCACCCCCCGCCUGAGACAUGGAGGAGGAGGGCAAGAAGGGCAAGAAGCAGCCUGGAAUAGUGUCCCCUUUCAAACGCGUCUUCCUGAAAGGUGAAAAGGGUCGGGAUAAAAAGGCCCAGGAAAAGGUUACGGAAAGACGACCUCUUCAUACAGUACUGCUGUCCUUGCCUGAUCGAGUUGAACCAGACAUAUUGUUGAAUGACUACAUUGAAAAGGAAGUCAAGUAUUUAGGCCAACUAACAUCCAUCCCAGGGUACCUGAAUCCCUCCAGUCGUACUGAAAUAUUGCAUUUAAUAGACAAUGCAAAGAGGGCACAUCAGCUCCCCGGGCAGCUGACCCAGGAACAUGAUGCUGUGAUUAGUCUGUCUGCCUACAACGUCAAGCUGGUGUGGCGGGAUGGAGAGGAUAUCAUACUCAGGGUCCCCAUCCAUGACAUCGCAUCUGUGUCAUACAUCCGCGAUGACUCCUCACACCUGGUAGUGCUGAAAACAGCUCAGGACCCUGGGAUCUCCCCAAGCCAGAGUCUUUGUGCAGAGAGCUCCAAAGCACUUACUUCAGGCUCGCUGUCCGAGAGUGGCGUGGUACCUGUCGAAGCUUGUUGUUUGGUGGUCCUGGCUACAGAGAACAAAGUAACUGCAGAGGAACUCUGCUCACUUCUCAGCCAAGUCUUCCAGAUCGUUUACACUGAGUCCACAAUAGACUUCUUAGAUAGAGCAAUAUUUGAUGGGGCCUCCACACCAACGCGCCAUAUGUCCCUACACAGUGAUGACUCUUCAACAAAAGUGGACAUUAAAGAAUCUUACGAAACAGAAGCAAGCACUUUCUCCUUUCCGGAAUCUUUGGAUACAGGCGGCAACUCGCCCUCUUCCUUCUCAACGCCUCAGUCGCCCCACGUUAAGACGGUCAGUGAAAGCGAGCUGAGCACCACGGCAACGGAGCUGCUCCAGGACUACAUGAUGACGCUAAGAACCAAACUCUCUUCCCAAGAGAUCCAGCAGUUUGCAAUGCUCCUGCACGAAUAUCGCAAUGGGGCUUCAAUACACGAAUUCUGCAUCAACCUGAGACAGCUCUAUGGGGACAGUAGGAAAUUCCUGUUACUAGGCCUUAGACCGUUCAUUCCUGAAAAGGACAGCCAACACUUUGAGAACUUCCUAGAAACCAUCGGGGUGAAGGAUGGCCGGGGAAUUAUCACAGACAGUUUCGGGAGGUACAGACGGACUCUGAGCACUACCUCCAAUUCAACGACCAAUGGGAAUGGAGCUGCGGGGAGCUCGGAUGACCAGUCUGCCCCUUCCGAGGGAGACGAGUGGGACCGAAUGAUCUCUGACAUAAGCAACGACAUUGAAGCUCUAGGAUGCAGCAUGGACCAGGAUUCAUCAUGAGACACUGCUGUGGGAGGGAGGAUGAGAAGACAGCUCCUUUCAAAGGGGCUGUAUUGUUCUUUCACCCCCAUGUAGCGAUUGCAGCAACGUUUGCUGCUGUCUUCCUGACCUUCCAGUCUGAAAGAGGCUCCAAGGAUGAGUUGGGAUGUGAUUAUUUCCCCCCUUGUCAAUGGCUUCACUGGUGCCCAUUUUGUGAUGGUGGCUGGUGCCCUCUUACUGUGAAGGCAUGUGUGUGUCUUCGUGCAGGUGAGCGUGCUGUGUGAGAGUAACCCGGGUUGAGAGAUGGAACCGGAGUCCCUUCCUCUGACUUCUUAGAACUCUCUUCGGUUUUGUGUUUUCUUUGCUGUCGUCGCUCUGGAGUGAUGCAACGAAGCUGGGGCAAGAAACUUGCAUUGAGCAGUAACAGCUCGCUGGGACCCGAUGGCGGGUUUACAGUUUUGCACAUGAUAUUCCUAUUGUAACUCAGACUUUUUUUUUUAAAUGAAGUUUACCACAAUGUGAAUAAUUUAAACCUAUUGUUGGUGUUGUCGAAACAUUUCUAAUCCGAACCUGAAGGCUGUCUGCUGCGAUACUGACGUGAUUGUUUUGUAGUGAAGGCCAACGUUGGCUGCUCUUCAUUGGUCACAGAGGGAACUCUGCAAAUGUGACCUCUGGGCUGUCCCCUUGCAGGAGGGGAGUUGCGUGGCGUGGGUAACCUUGGCCUUUCGCCUCUAGCACUCUGGUUCAAAUUCAGCCCAUAGUGCAGAGUGGGGCAUGAGUGUUGGUGCAUUUAGCGCUGUCCUAGUGGACAGUCUAGGUCUAAAACCAAUCCUGCCAUUCAGCAUGGCUGGCAGUCUUUGCUCAGGAAAAGCCUAGGACCUGAGGGAAAUAGGAGAUGGAACCACAUUUUUACCUCUAGCAAAGUCAUUGGUUGGGCGCGUGUGUGCGUGUGUGUGUGUGGUGAGAGCUCCUGUUGUGGCUCUGUGUGCUCUCUGGCCUGGGGCUACAUGGAUUCAUGUUUCCAAUGCUGCUAGCCCCUUAACCUUCACAAGCACAACUGUUCAUUCAGUAAAACCCGAUCUCAAUCCCAGUCCAGCACAAGUAGACGUGACAGGUUUCCUGCUGCUCCCCAGAGGGCGCCAUGGUGCAUAUAUACCUCCCCAACACCCGUAGCAUCUGUCCCUGCAAGGUGCUUGGGCACCUCCUGCAGGACUGACGCUGUUAAGGAGUUCAGGGCUCUGAGCAUCUAGCAGGAUUGACUCCAACAGAUGGUGGUGAAUUCAAACAGGAAGUGACCGUAAAUUUGUUCUAUUGCUUAGAAUUUCCCCUUUAAGGUUACAAUAACCAGGAAAUUCUCAGUCAGGCUGAGUUCAACAUCAGUAGCUAUUUGCAUGGGGAGUGGAUUUUGGUCACCCUUGAAGGGUGAGAUGGUAACAAGUUAAACUGAUAAAGUAAACUUUCUAUGAAAUUAGCAGUGGGAUGGAUGUAUAGAUAUCUAAUGUACAGGUUGUAUAUAUUAUACAGGCAAUUAUAAAUACACUUAUUUUUUGUAUCUGUAUUCCAUGCCAUAAUAUCUAUACUGGCCGCUAUAACUGACCUUCAAAGGAACAUUUGGUUGAUACUUCAGCCCUUUCAGUAGCAAAACCCUAUUUGUUCAUGGACUCCAGGGGUUUCUUUCUUCACUUUUUUUGAUAUAACUGAAAGUAAAUUAAAAUCCCGUACUGGUGGCUGGGCACGUUAGUUUGUCAAGAAUAGGACAUCAAACAGAGCUGGCAUUCUGUUCCCACGCGUACUUCCACUGAAACAAGAGAGCUCCAAAGUCUGUUUUUCUGUGUUCAAUACAGGACCCUGUGGCACAGUCAUGCACUGACCUGGCUGAGGGAUCUCCUCCUCUUCAAGACAUCCGUUAACUUCACCUGGUUGCAGCAUGCGGUUCUCCUGACCUACAGUGCUGUAGGCCCGAAACGUCACUGGAAUUCUUUACAUUUUCAGUAACAUCCACUGCCUGACACAAGGGAAAAUGCCCAUAGUUCAUUUUUAUUUUUAGAUAAUAUUCUUAGUCAUUCCUUUUACCUCAAUGUUGGUGAAAUUAAAAGAUAGGAUCCUAGGAUGACUUUUUUAAACCAAAAACCCAAAGGAAAAGCCACCCACGGUUCAUAUUGAAAUAUGGAUGGUUCAAAAUUUCAUUUUUUUUCCGAGCGAGAAUGGUACUGUCCAGUGAAACCAGACUUCAGUGACUAAUAGGGAAUCGACAAAAAGCAGUGGCUGAAUGAAGGGGACUUUUGAUAAGAACAGAACUGUGCAUGGAGAAUUUGAGGAUACUUUGGUGUGGUCUCCUAAGAGAGGAAGCUGCUCAAGGAUGGGAUCUGGUAGGGACUCCUUACAUACCUAAUGUUUGCUUGUGCUUUUAAAAAACCCCUUCGGCAGAGCAUAAACCACGAAUGCAUUGGUGAGAGUCUUUUGCUACUGAAGUUCCCUGAAUGUCUAGCCUCGCCAUGGAAAGAGACAGUCAAGCACCACAGAGGUUAUUUUUGCUUUCUAAUCAUGUGAUAAACACACACAGUUCUUCCUGCAAAACAAGCCCGUGGCUCUAAAAGAUCAUGGCCCUAGACACUAGAUGGAAACGGUUCUCAAUCAGCUUGUCCAUCCAAUGUUCCCCAAGUAUGUUUUGAUGAUUUUUGUCUAGUCCAGUAUUCAGUGAUAUCCCAACUGAUCUCAAUUAUUGUUCCAGCAAUCCCAAGACACUUCUCCCCACCAUUAGCAAGUGUUCCCUGAUUCAGCUAAGUUCCCCCUGCCCCUUCCCCCAAUUGUUUCCUGUUACUCCUUCCAAAACCAUCUUAAACUAUUCCUCCACCUUGAUGUUUCUCUCUCUCCAUUACUCGUAGACCGUUAUCACACCCACCUUCCUCAUCUAGCCAAGCUAGCUACUCUUAUUUUUCCCCCUGUAUACCAGUCACUCCAGCCCCGGAAUCGUUUCUCUGCUCUUCUCUCACUUUUGUCCUACUUGUUGACCGUCUUUCUGGCCCUGUAGUGCCCAGAACUGAAUGCAGUCUCUUCCGGGCAGCCUUACCAGAGCCUGCUGGCAGAGGGACGAAGAUCUCCCUGGUCAGGAUCAGGGGCAUUCUGCACAUAGACUAACUUCUGCCUCCAUAUCACAUGCAAGUUCCUAUCUAAGUUGCUGUCCACUAGCAGCCCCGUGACUCAUUACUGCUUUCGAGGGGUUCCCCUCCUGUUGUGCCUCUCCAGUGGGGUUCCCCUCUCCCCACAUGUUAGCUUUGCAUUUGAGCAGAUUCAAUCACCUGCCUCCUGCAAAUGCUCUCACUAGGCCUGUGCUGCAAUUAGACACCCAUGGCUGGCCCCUGCUGCCUGACUUGGGCUCGUAGGUCUCGGCCUGCGGGGCUGUUUAAUUGCAGUGCAGAUAUUCAGACUCGGGGAGCUUUGGGACCCUCCCACCUUGCAGGGUCCUAGAGCCCAGGCUCCAGCCCAAGUCCACACUGCAGUUAAAUAGCCCUGCAGCCCAAGUCAGCUAGCACGGGCCAGCUGCAGGUUUUUAAUUGCAGUGUAGACAUCCCCUCACGAAGCACAGCCUGUUUUAAAUAGGGGGGUUGGAGCAGGAAGCACAUGGCUGCUCCCUAAGCUGGCUGCCUUCAAUUACUUGGUUUCUGCUGCCCUUGGCACUCGGAAUACACUACGGCAUGGGUGCCCUGGAGCCCUGUGACCUACAAGGGGAGGACUGAGCUCGUCAGUGGCAGGUUUGUAUUGCUGGGAGUGUCUAACCAACAGGAACAUUCAAGUCACCAAAGAACAUGUCAGAUCUAUUGUGUGCACGUCUUUAUUUGUAUACAAAAAUGCUGGAAAUCUUGUGUGCGGCAGCUGCAGCUCUUGGGGCCCCUGGUUCAUGACCAGUGCUGCCCUCCAUCCUCUCAAAGCUUGGCUGUCCCUGCAUUACAACCACCGCUUGUCCUUCAGCCCCCCCUCUUCCCAGCAAACACACGUGUGUGUGCACACGGACGCCAAGGAGAAAGGAGUGUUGGAAAGAGCUGGAGUAGCACCACACAAGUAUUCCCGGUGUUGGUGCGCUUUCCCCUCGGACCACAAUCAUUCUCUUUUACGUUGAAAGGAGCAUUUAUUCUGGUGCUUUCUGCCCCCCUUUGCAAUUGUGUUUUUCUGGGAAAGAAAUUGAUAGGAAAUUGCAAUUUCUGACUGAAUGGUCUGUCCAAGAAUUGAGUUCAGAAUUCAAAUACCGUAUUGACUCUGUAUAUAAUUUUGAGAGGCAGACGAUAUCAAGAAAACCUUCUACAUCUAGACUGCCUAGUACGGUUGUAACCUUGAGUUUAGGUACGGGGAAGAAACUGGGUUGUUGCUACACCUUUAAAGCUCUGCUGUUUUAGCUUACAUAACGGUAUUAAGUCUAAAACACUUCUGAAAUUACUUCCUCAUCUUUGUCUUCUGUCAGUUUCCAAGGCUCUUCUUAAUGGAAUUGGGACUAAGUAGAAGCCAUUGCAGAUUUACUGUAGGCUAGUUUUCUGUACAGAAGAGAGCCUUUCUAUUCUUCAGAAGCACUAAGAUGACAGGGACAUGAUUGAUUACUUUCUACAUGGAUCAUUCUUACAGUUGCCAUCAACUUAAGAGGCUUUCAAACCCAGGAGCCUAAAGUUAAAUCCAUAAAUUCUGUAGGCACCUAACGGGGGCUGCAUUUUCUGGAAUACUGGGCACCAAAGUUUCCCAUGGCCUCCCCUGGGACUGCGGAGUGCACAGCACUCUUGAAAAUCUUGCCACUUCUUCAGGAGUUUAACUUCUGAUUUUUUGAAAACAUUGAAAAUCAUCGGAAAAGUACUGCCCUAAAGGGGAAUUGACGUGAGAUCUUGCAGCAGAGAUAUGCUGCCGCUGCAGACGGUAAAACGGUCAGGUGACCGAGACUGCAGUGAUACUUGUCCGGCACGAUAAAAUCGUAGCCUGACAUUUGUGUCUUGAUGCGGUGUUCCAUCAGGUCAUGGUAGCAUCAUCCGGUCAUGACGCGACAGCUUUGUGUAUUGAAGUGAAGCCAGGACAGCAUGUCAGGAUGCCCCAAAUUUGGGACAGUUAAAGUAGCAUCCUGCAAAUUAAAUGGAUAAGACAGAUGAAUGGAAACCUGAGGCUGCUUUGCCCUGUUAGAUGAAUUCCUGGACAUCUGGCAGCAUGCGCCCAAACAGAAAAGCAGGCGUCUCUUGCUGUGCACAGCUAUGUCUUGAGGUUGGAUUUUCCCAACUGUUCUAGUGGGGAAACAUUUUGACUGGGCCAAUCUUAUUUCUGGUGUAACUUUGUCUUCAGUGGAGUUACUCCAUGGAUUAAUAAUUCCCCUCAAUUUUUGUACUAGUUUCCAAGAUUUAGGAUCUUUCAUUCAAAUGUGAUUUUAGAUUCUAAGCUAACUGGAAUAGCAAGAAAUGUGUAUAGCUUUGUCAUAGGCCCAAGAGCCAGCUCUCGGUUUCCCCUUUUGGCUAUAUAAAUCAGUCCUGACUCACGUUGCCUUCAAUAAUCCCUUAUUCAUGGGGAGCUUCAUUCAUUAAUAACCAAUAACUAACAGAAAGAAAUAGUCCCAGGUCUCCAUUUCCUUCUUACUAGAAUUGCCAUUGUCGUCUUGCCUCUUCUCAUCAGAAAACUGCCAGCAGCCCCCUGGCCUUCCCAGACUCCGCUGCUUCACCCCGUCCAUGCUGGGCCUCAGUCUCUACUUGCUCCCUCUAUGGGGUAUGUGUCUCCUGGUCAUCAUGCUCUUCCCCUUGCUGCUCCCUUCCCAGGAGUCAGGCUCAAACUGCAGGCCUCUCUGCUCGAGGCAAACACCAGCUCUCUUCCUGGAGCUCCCCUUCACCUGGGACUUGGACAGUUCUCUUGGGGAUCUCUCACUCUCAACUCUAAGUGCUCAUUCAGGGCUUAUUCCCAGAGAGGCCUUGUCCUCCUCUUGUGGUUCCUCCAGGCUGCAUCAGCUGCAGGGCUUCUCUAGAGAGCAUCUUCCCUUCCUGGGUGACUUCCUGUUAUAGGAGUCUCCUCUUAACACAGCUGCUCCAUUUCUAAUUAGUUAAAGGGGCCCUACCUGGAUCACCUCAGGCUCCCAGGUAUUCCCCACAGAGUCGUCAUGGGCCAGUUAGGCCCCGAUACUCCCUGAAGAGCCUCUGGCCCCAUGACAAGCUUCUAAUGUGACUCCUAUGAGAUGGGGAGGCGGGAGGAGAGAUUUUUACAUCCCAAGCAGGCUGCUCUGUGCCUAGCACAUUCUGCUGCAUCAAUACCGUCUUGCUGCCACCAUCGUCUGACUAGACCGGACAUCCUCCAGGCAUUGUUGGCUCUGGUCCUUGAUCGAGAGAUACUAUGCUAUGUCCACUUGCAGCUGUCACUGGCCUGGUGGAAGCUCUCCUGUGGAGCAGAUGCAGUUACAUGAGAUUAAAUUCUUCCCCAGUGUUUGUACUGCCACCAAAGUUCCCACUGAAGGUCUCUCUUUGGAGUUGCUUAGUCCUCUCUGCUGUGGCGCUGGCAUGCUACCCUGGGAGUGGGGAGGGGGAGCCUUUCACCAUUGACUGGCUUCAUGAAGAGGCUUUCUAUGAUAUGGGGCCUCAUGAGGAGUGUUGAACUAAAUGGGGCAUGUCCGUCUGGGGUUCAUUUCGGGGCAAAGCCCCAGGGAGGGAGCAGGUGGGCAACCGUUUGCCUGAGCUGAAUGACUGCAUUUCUCCAUUAAUUAGCUUACAGGUCAUUAAUUUUAGUUCAACACCAUGAUGCCAUAAGUCAGGAUUUCCCCAGUGCUCACCUGCUGAUACUUACUGUGUUGGCACCUUAAUGGCAGGCCUCCAGGCCUGCUGACGCCAAAGACGUGUUAAUUGAAAAAUCUAUGCAUGAAUGAGUUCUUAAAUUGAUCAGACAGUUUUGUUUCCCCCGUUUGGCUAGUAACUAGCUGGCAGGCCCAUGUGUAAAGUCACCAAGUUCUAUGCGUGACUCUCCAAAUGUCUGAGACGAUCAACUGGGCAAAACAAAAAUUCAUAUCCUUGCAACCUAAAGAAGUAACAUGCCAGAAGGUGCAUGAACUUGGAGGUUGAAAUUUAAACGUUGUGGUUUCUUUUCAGGUUAACAAAUUCACCUUUUCCCAAUCUUUCCAAUGCCGUGGGGGAGUGAGGCAUUGUAGCUUCUUAGUGUGUGUUGUGUUGGAGAGCACUGCUGUUAAAGGGGACACAGUUGAUCUUACUCAGUGGGUAGGUGCAGGGCGCUGGUGUGGGAAACCCCUGGUAAUAACAGCUUUUAGCCUUUCCGUUGGAUGCAGGCCUCUUGUGGAUUCCUAUUCAAUAUUCCUGCAGGAUUUGUGCAUUGGAGUCCAGAUUUUUUUUUUUAACAGCACAAACCAUUGGUACAAUGCUAAAUCCAUCAAUUCUUCAGAAACGGGGGAUGUGAGCGUUUAUCCAGAGUCUUUCUGUAGUUUGAGUUCUUAGUGCCUUUUUAUAUCUUCACUGUUUGGAAAGAAAUGAAGUUUAACAGUCAUUGAAGAUUUGUGAAAAUAAAAUCCUAUUUUUGAAACAAUUGUAUAAUGAAAUCUAUAAAAGACAGAUCAGCUGCAGUAUUUUUUAUACUUUAUUCAUUGGGAGACGUGACUUAAUUCUGGUACUAACUGUGUUAAUUGUAGCUUUUGGUUUUGCCAGGGAGUGAGCAAUGGGGGCUUCGUCCCAGACAGGCCCAGAGUGAUUCUUAAGCACAUCAGACCCUUGGUCUACCAGUAAAAGACACGUCUCUUUCCCUUUUCAUUCAAAGCUUUUGGUUGGACUAUGAAGCCAACCAAGCUACCAAAGAUCCAGUUGAGUUUCGUAAAUUAAAACGGGGACUUUGCAUGUUUGAAGUAUGUUUUACCUUGUGAUGAUCUUUGCCUUGGUUUCAUCCCAACAUCGUUUUUAUGCUGGUGUUUUUGUAUGUAUGCUUUUAUGUAUGGAGUAUUUGUUACAGGUAAAUAUAAUUCUGCACCUGAUGCUUA